This is a messenger RNA of Saccostrea echinata, 1496 nucleotides long. Its product is annotated as myosin light chain kinase, smooth muscle-like. Gene Ontology annotation, molecular function: ATP binding; protein serine/threonine kinase activity. Gene Ontology annotation, biological process: protein phosphorylation; intracellular signal transduction; positive regulation of apoptotic process. The record is from RefSeq and is a predicted model, not a curated record. The transcript is spliced from 11 exons. Gene Ontology annotation, cellular component: nucleus. The coding region runs from base 226 to 1323 and encodes 365 amino acids. NCBI's taxonomy places the organism in Eukaryota, Metazoa, Mollusca, Bivalvia, Ostreida, Ostreidae.
CGCGAUGACGUCACAACUUCUCUUCCGCUUUGGAUUCCUCUUUGUGUAAGGAUGGGCAGGAACAAGUGAGAGACAAAAUUUUGUAGGAAAUGAAAUUUACAGGACCGUCUGCUCUAUCUACAGUACCUAGAGACCAGAAGUGGAGCUGUGGAGGAAUGCAUUGUCUACUACAAGAAUUUGAACCGUGCAAAACUGGAGUGCUAUUAUGAAGUGAACAAGGGUGGAAUGGGUCCAUUCCAUACCGAGCAUAUAUGCUAUUACAAACUUAAAUGUAUGGUUAUAGAAAACGCAAAAAUGAAGAAAAGUAGCAAAGUGCACGUAGACGAAAGUGAACCCUCUGGAGUAGAUGAAUUGACCUUUGAACACAGAAACGUUAGUAUAAAGAAAUCAAAGUGGGUUACAGAAGAAUAUGACGUCACAGAUUUACUGCUGGGCAGAGGAAAAUUUGGAGAAGUUAAAAAGUGUAAAGAGAAGAAAACCGGGAGAUUCUUGGCUGCGAAAUUUAUCGCAGUAAAUGGUCACCAAGAAAGAGAUGACGUCAUAAACGAAGUUGCCAUCAUGAAAACCCUUCAGCACCCUCGCCUGUUGCAGUUGUAUGACGCUUUUGAGAAAAAGAAUACAUUUUGCAUUGUAACAGAAUUGAUUUCGGGCGGAGAGCUUUUUGAACGAGUAAUCAAUGAUGAUUUUAUCUUGACGGAGAAAGCCUGCAAUAUGUUUAUGCGACAGAUAUGUGAAGGCAUCGCCUUUAUGCAUUGUAGAGAAGUUCUGCAUUUAGAUCUGAAGCCCGAAAAUAUUUUAUGUUUGACACGAGAAGGCAACAUCAUAAAAAUUAUUGAUUUUGGAUUAGCAAGAAAAUAUGAUCCUUCCGGUGAUCUCCGAAUCCUAUUCGGAACUCCCGAGUUCAUGGCGCCAGAGGUCGUGAACUUUGAUCCUGCUUCACCAGCAACAGAUAUGUGGAGUAUAGGUGUUAUAUGUUAUGUUUUAUUAUCAGGGUUAUCCCCCUUUGUUGGUGACACCGAAGCAGACACUCUUGUCAAUGUGACGUCAGCUAAAUGGGACUUUAGUGCAGAAGAAUUCGAAAGUAUAUCCAAGGAGGCCAAAGAUUUUAUAUCGAAAUUAUUGGUGAAAGAUCCAAGGAAAAGAAUGACUGCACGUGAGUGUCUGGAUCACAUAUGGCUCAGACGUUCACAGAAAAGAGAAGCACGCUUACCAGAACGAUCUCUCUCUAAGAAGAGGCUGAAGAAAUUUGUAUUUAGGAGAAAGUGGCAGAAAGCUGUAAAUGCCAUGUUGGCUUUGAAGAGAAUGGGUGUUAAUUUGACGUGAUACCUCACAGCUAACUGCAAUAGGUUUAAAGUAAACAGAUUGUGGGUUGAUUACAAGACAUUUCUGGAAUCACAAAUGCAUUCUGACCAAACAUGGAGUGGAAUUACACAGAUUCACGUUUAUGCUGAAAAUAAGUGUUUGAUAAUUAAAAUGUGUUAAUAUGCAUUCCUACA